CUUCGGCAGCGACAGCUGCUCCAGCUGCUCCGGGUGGAGCGCCCGAGCCCCGAGCCGUGGCUGCUUAGGGCGGCGGGCGGGCGGAGGGGAGCACCGGACCACCAGCGCAGGCAGCCGGGCCCGGGGGCAACCGCCCGCGGGAAACCGGGAAGCGGAGGGGCAGCAGAGGGACCGCCUGCAGCCGGGAGGAGAAGACCAGGGCUGGGCUUUCCUCACCCCGGUACUUUCUCAUCCCAUAACUUCAGUGUCCUGAAAUCUGAGGAUUCCACCAAGAUAAUAUGAUAGGAACUUUCAGUGACUUGGGGCCAUAUCCUACUUAGACUAAUGCAGUCCUUCCAGAUUUCCUGAGAGCUUGGUACAACAGCACUCGCUGUAACAGGCACAGGCAAUAAUGCCAUCUUUGCCUCAAGAAAGAGUCAUUCAGGGACCCUCUCCCCUGGAUCUGAAUACAGAAUUGCCUUAUCAAAGCACAAUGAAAAAGAAAGUCCGAAAGAAGAAAAAGAAAGGAACCAUUACAGCAAAUGUUGCCGGGACAAAGUUUGAAAUUGUUCGUUUAGUAAUAGAUGAAAUGGGAUUUAUGAAAACUCCAGAUGAGGAUGAAACAAGUAACCUUAUAUGGUGUGAUUCUGCGGUUCAGCAGGAGAAGAUUGCAGAGCUGCAAAAUUACCAGAGGAUCAACCAUUUUCCAGGAAUGGGGGAGAUCUGUCGAAAGGAUUUCUUAGCAAGAAAUAUGACCAAAAUGAUCAAGUCCCGGCCUCUGGAUUAUACCUUUGUUCCUCGAACAUGGAUCUUUCCUGCUGAAUAUACGCAAUUCCAGAACUACAUGAAAGAAUUGAAGAAAAAAAGAAAGCAGAAAACUUUUAUAGUAAAACCAGCUAAUGGUGCAAUGGGUCAUGGGAUUUCUUUGAUAAGAAAUGGUGACAAACUUCCAUCUCAGGAUCAUUUGAUUGUUCAAGAAUACAUCGAAAAGCCUUUCCUAAUGGAAGGUUACAAGUUUGAUUUACGAAUUUAUAUUCUGGUGACAUCGUGUGAUCCACUGAAAAUAUUUCUCUACCAUGAUGGACUUGUGCGAAUGGGAACAGAGAAAUACAUUCCACCUAAUGAGUCUAAUUUGACCCAGUUAUACAUGCAUCUAACUAACUACUCUGUGAACAAGCACAAUGAGCAUUUUGAAAGGGAUGAGACUGAAAACAAAGGGAGCAAACGUUCCAUCAAGUGGUUUACAGAAUUCCUACAAGCAAAUCAACAUGAUGUUGCUAAGUUUUGGAGUGAUAUUUCAGAGUUGGUUGUAAAGACUUUGAUUGUAGCAGAGCCUCAUGUCCUGCAUGCCUAUCGAAUGUGCAGACCUGGUCAACCUCCAGGAAGUGAAAGUGUCUGUUUCGAAGUCCUGGGAUUUGAUAUCUUGUUGGACAGAAAACUAAAGCCAUGGCUUCUGGAGAUUAAUCGUGCUCCAAGCUUUGGAACUGAUCAGAAAAUAGACUAUGAUGUAAAAAGGGGAGUGCUGCUAAAUGCACUAAAGCUACUAAACAUCAGGACCAGUGAUAAAAGGAGAAACUUGGCCAAACAAAAAGCUGAAGCUCAAAGGAGGCUUUAUGGUCAAAAUUCAAUAAAAAGGCUCUUACCAGGUUCCUCAGACUGGGAACAGCAGAGACAUCAGUUAGAGAGGCGGAAAGAAGAGUUGAAAGAGAGACUUGCUCAAUUACGAAAGCAGAUUUUAAAAGAAGAACAUGAAAAUCGGCAUAUGGGGAAUUAUAGACGAAUUUAUCCUCCUGAAGAUAAAACUCUGCUUGAAAAGUACGAAAAUUUGUUGGCUGUUGCCUUUCAGACCUUCCUUUCAGGGAGAGCAGCUUCAUUCCAGCGAGAGCUGAAUAAUCCUUUGAAAAGGAUGAAGGAAGAAGAUAUUUUGGAUCUUCUGGAACAAUGUGAAAUUGACGAUGAAAAAUUGAUGGGCAAAACUGCCAAGCCUCGAGGACCAAAGCCUCUAUCCUCCAUGCCUGAGAGCUCUGAGGUAAUGAAAAGACAGAAAUACUACAGCAGCGACAGCAGUUACGACAGCAGCCGCAGCGCUUCAGAACCCGAGGACGAGAACGAAGAGUACCAAAAUAAGAACAGGGAAAAGCAAGUUACGUAUAACCUUAAACAGUCCAACAACUACAAAUUAAUUCAACAAUCCAGCUCCAUUAGGCGCUCAGUCAGUUGCCCUCGGUCCAUCUCUUCUCAGUCACCUUCCAGCGCAGACAGCCGCCCCUUUUCUGCGCAACAAGUGAUACCAGCAUCCCGGCCAAAUUCAGGGUCCCGGUCACAUUCUUUAAACCGUGCCUCCUCCUACAUGAGGCAUCUGCCUCACACUAAUGAUGCCAGCUCUCCUAACUCUCAGAUGAGUGAGUCUUUGCGGCAACUGAGAACAAAGGAACAAGAAGACGAUCUAACGAGUCAGACCUUAUUUGUCCUCAAGGACAUGAAGAUCCGGUUUCCAGGAAAAUCAGAUGCAGAAUCAUUACUUCUGAUAGAAGAUAUCAUUGAUAACUGGAAGUAUCAUAAAACAAAAGUGGCUUCAUACUGGCUCAUAAAAUUGGACUCUGUAAAACAACGGAAAGUUUUGGACAUAGUAAAAACAAGUAUUCGUACAAUUCUUCCACGUAUCUGGAAGGUACCUGAUGUCGAGGAAGUAAGUUUAUAUCGGAUUUUCAACCGGGUUUUUAAUCGCCUACUCUGGAGUCAUGGCCAAGGACUGUGGAACUGUUUCUGUGAUUCAGGGUAAGUUCUAAGUUACCUCUUA
Molecule: messenger RNA, 2779 nt
Organism: Odobenus rosmarus divergens (Pacific walrus)
Lineage: Eukaryota; Metazoa; Chordata; Mammalia; Carnivora; Odobenidae
Gene: TTLL7
Product: tubulin tyrosine ligase-like family, member 7
Exons: 19
Coding region: 392-2761 (789 amino acids)
Biological process (GO): microtubule cytoskeleton organization; protein polyglutamylation
Cellular component (GO): cilium
Molecular function (GO): tubulin-glutamic acid ligase activity; tubulin binding
Source: RefSeq, a predicted model, not a curated record